AUGGAAGGACUACCAUGUUUACCAGGAAAUUCAUUUCGUGAUCCAACACAAACUAAUUUUCAUGUCAGUCACACGCUCGAUGUAAAAAAUGGUCAUCGAGUUACUAAAUGGCCUCAAGUAGGGUUAGGUGGUACACGUAUUAAUUAUAAUCAAAUUAGUGAAGAUGAAUUAGAACUUCUUCGAAAUUAUCGACCAGAACUUUUAUAUGGUAAAGCAGUUGUUGAAACACCGGAUAAAUUUGUUCCAGCUACAUUAGCAUUUGAUAAAAAAGUUCUUCGUUAUUUUGGUUAUUUUAAACAAACAAUUCAUGAAAGUCCAAAUGAAUAUUAUCGUGUACGACCAGUUAAAAUUCUUUAUUAUCUUGAAGAUGAUAGUUUAGAAAUACUUGAAGAAGUUCAAGAAAAUAGUGGUAUUCCACAAGGUAAAUUAAUUCGUCGUCAUCGUUUUCCAAAAAAUGAUCAAGGUGAAACAUAUAAUUUUCGUGAUAUUAAUCUUGGACAAAAUUUAGCUGUUUAUGGAAAAGUAUUUCGUAUAUGUGAUUGUGAUGCUUUUACUCGAGAAUGGCUUGAAAGUGAAGGUAUUCAUGUAAAUCAAUCAGAAUUAAUACCACGUGAUCCAUAUUUAACAAAACGACAACAAGCAGCUGAACUUAAAACAUAUAAAACAAGAAGUGAUUUCGAUAAACUUAAACAAUAUGUUGAAAUGGAUCGAAAAGUUUUACGUUUUUAUGCUAUAUGGGAUGAUCGAUCACAAAUGUUUGGUGAAAAAAGAGAAUUUAUUAUUCAAUAUUUUUUAGUUAAUGAUACAAUGGAAGUACGAGAAGUACAUAAAGCUAAUGAUGGUCGAGAUCCAUUUCCUGUACUUAUUACACGUCAUAAAAUUCCUAAAGAUCGUUAUGAUGUCAAAGGCACAUUUCCACAUGUAUUUCUUGAAUUAACUGAUACUGAAGUGACUGAUUAUUUUAAACCAUCGGAUUUCAUGAUUGGAAAAACUGUUAAUAUUUAUGGACGAAAUUUUCAUAUAUAUGAUUGUGAUGUUUUUACGAAAACAUUUUAUGCAAAAAAUUUUGGUGUUAAUACAUUUGAACCAAUUAAUAUUCAAGAAACACGUAAUGAAUUUGCUAAAAUGGAAAUUCCUCCAUAUAAUGGAUUUGGAUCAAUAGAAGAUUCAAUGCAAAAUUGUUUACGUCUUCAACCUGAACGACCGAAAAAAGAUUAUGUUAAAUUAAUGGAAAAUGAUCAUCGCGUACUUCGUUAUGAAGCUGUUUUAGAUAGUCCACGUGAAGAUGAUAAAUUACGUAAAUUUAUUAUUAGUUAUCGUCUUGGUGAUGAUACAAUUAGUGUUUAUGAACCACCUCAACGUAAUUCAGGUAUUAUUGGUGGACGAUUUCUUGAACGAACACGUGUAUCAAAACCAGGUUCUUCACUUGAACAUCCUCAAUUUUAUGGUCCAUCUGAUUUUUAUAUUGGUGCAACUAUUGAAAUAUUUCGUCAACGUUUUAUAAUUCGUUCAGCUGAUUUAUUUGUAUUAAAAUAUGCUGAAGAACAUCCUGAACAAUUUACACCAACUGUUAUUGAAUCAUUACGACAACAUUUAAGUAAUGAAACUGGUCGACCAGAUGCACGUCUUACUACAAAUAUACAUAUACAACGUAAACCAGGUGAUUUUAUACGUUUAUAUGCUGAAGUACGUAAUAAAUUAAAACAUAUGCGUAUAACAAAUCAUGAAGAAAUUCGACAAAUGUUUUUACGUUAUGAUAAAGAUCGAAAUGGUUUUAUAGCUCGAGAAAAUAUCGUAGAUAUAUUUCGUCAAAUUAAUUUACCACUUGAAAAUGAUCUUAUUGAUGCGAUGAUUGCUGAAUGUACGACAAACAGUGAAGGAAAAAUCAAUUUAUAUGAUUUUUUACGUUUUUUUGAUAGUUAA
Messenger RNA from Rotaria sordida, 1923 nucleotides. The record is from the annotation of a GenBank genome assembly. NCBI's taxonomy places the organism in Eukaryota, Metazoa, Rotifera, Eurotatoria, Philodinida, Philodinidae.